This is a messenger RNA of Nezara viridula (southern green stink bug), 2454 nucleotides long. The record is from the annotation of a GenBank genome assembly. NCBI's taxonomy places the organism in Eukaryota, Metazoa, Arthropoda, Insecta, Hemiptera, Pentatomidae.
AUAGGUGUGUGAUGUUGUUCAAGGAACACUUUCAAAAGUUCAAAAAAUCUUCAGGGGUAAAGCUGCCUCAUUUGCAAAAUCAAAAAUGGAGGAAGCUGAUCAUUGGCUGAAAAAAGAGAAAUAUGACCGUGCUUUAGUUUCAGCCAAUCUUGCAGUGGUCAGAGCUCCUACAUCUUCUAAAGGGAAAAAAUUAUCUCUCGAAGAAGGAUCAAUUCUUCCUAUGUCUCUACUGAUUCGGAGUGAAAUUUUGUUUAAGAUGUCAGAAUUUCAACUAUGCUUGAAUGAUUUACAAUCAGGACUUAAAUACUGUCUGUCUGAUAUCCAAAAAGCAACAGUAUAUCUAAGGAUGGGAUUGUGCUACUUAAAACUUGGAGAUAAAAAUAAAUCUAAAAUUUCUUUCACUGUUGCCAUUUCUUGUGGAAAUAAAGAAAUAAAAGAAGAAGGUCAGAAAUAUCUUGAUAAUAUUGAAAAAACUUUAAAUACUUCUGUUAAGCAACUUGAUCCUGAAACAGUUGUGAUAGAUUAUCACGAUGACCUUCCUGGAAUAAGUAAAUCAGUAACAAUGGCUAGUGAAAAAGGAUCUGGUCGCUAUUUUAAAGCAGCAAAACCAAUUGCAAUUGGUGAUAUUGUCUCUUGUGAAGAACCUGUUGUCUCAGCUUUAUUUUUUGAGAAACAUGGAACUCAUUGCUUACAUUGCUAUAGAAGGUUAAAAUCACCAUUACCAUGUCCAAAUUGUUCUGGAGUCGCUUUUUGUUCAGUUAACUGCUUAAACGAUGGUAUGAAGUACCAUAAAUGGGAAUGUCCUUACUUAGAACUGUCUAUUGGUUCAGGAAUGUCUAUACUUUCUUUCCUGUCAUUGAGGAUUAUCACUCAACAGUCAAUAGAUUAUUUUAAACCUAGUCUACAAAACAAUGAACCAAAGAGUUAUGAAAAAGUUUUAAAUUUGAUAGGACACUCAGACAAACGAGAUCCUAAAGACUUUCUGCAUCGUACUCUCAUGGCGUUAUUUCUUCUGCAGGUUUUAAGACAUGGUGGCUAUUUUAACGGAAAAUUUAAUAAAGUUUCAGGUGGAGAGUCCUCAUCAUCCAGUGAAAGUAUCGUGUUAACUGAGGAUGAAUUGGAAAUUGGAACCCUUCUUCUAAAGUUCCUGCAAAUAUUGCAGUAUAAUGCCCAUGAAAUUUAUGAAACAGUCUUUCCAAAGGAUGAUAACAAAACAAAAGCAGUUACCUGUUAUGUGGCUCUUGGGAUCUAUCCAUCAUCAGCCAUUUUUAAUCACGAAUGCCAACCUACACUAGCAAGGUACUUUUCUGGGAAAAAAAUCAUUCUUAGAGCACAACGUCCUAUUGGAGUAGGUCAGUUGGUUUCAGAGAAUUAUGGACCAAUAUUUACUAUAAAAACAAAGGACCAGAGGCAGAAAAUGUUAAAAGGAAGAUAUUUGUUUGAUUGCAAAUGUAUUGCUUGUAAAAAGGACUGGCCUAAGUUAGAAGAUAUGGUUCCUGAAAAAGUUUAUUAUAGGUGUAAAGCUCCAACUUGCUCAGGUAUAAUUACUGAUAACAAUAUGUGUGAUUCAUGUGGAAACAGCAGUUCAUUGGAAGAUGCUAAACUUCUGUAUGGCACUUAUCAGAAAGAUUGGGAGAGAUGUGUGGAGUUGAUAACUAAUGGAAAAUUCAGAGAAGCAGAAAAGAUUGUUGUUGAAUAUGUAGAAGGUAUGUGUAAAUUAGUUGUACAACCAUCUAAAAAUCUGUGUUUAGCAAUGGAAGCGUUAAGAACAAUAUGGGCUAAUACUAAUGGCAAUGUUUCUAUGUUACAAAAUAAAUCAAAACAAGCUGAAACAAAAUGAAGUUUUCUAGAUUAGAUUACUUUCAACUAACUUAACUAAAAUUAUUGUAAACCUUCUCGUCCCCAGUCUUAUAUCAACAAACACAUUUCCAUAACCAAUACCCAGAAACAGAGAAAAACUUUUAGAUUCUUACAUAAACCAUACAACUAAAGGUCCUCCUUCUCUUAAUCCAUCACCAUCUACAACUUCCUUUUUCUUAUACACUUCUUAACAUCUAUUCCCAACUUAACAUUUCAGCCUUAAGCUUAGUUGUUCCUCUAACUUUAUUUCAACGCUCUGUCUAAAAGGAAUGCUUUUAUUAAACAUUAAAAAGGACUCCUUUCAUCCAAUUUGACCGUAGAGAUGCUUCUAUAAAAUGAUAACCUUAUUGUAAAUUGAAACAUUCCCAUUACUCCUUUUUUCUACUUUAUGCUCAACCCAUACUUUAACAUGUUUUUCCACAAAUAUUUAAGAGAAGAAGAAACCUAAAACUGGCUCUACAAUCUAAUUGGCUGAAAAGAGUUCUUUUUUCAUUGAGUUUCAUAGAAGUAUUUCUUUUUGAGGGGACAUUAAAAUUAUAUUUGAGGAAGAACUAUGCAUACCACCCUAAGCUGAUGCAUACCCCAAAAUCAGCC